Ictalurus furcatus (blue catfish) is the source of this 1249-nucleotide messenger RNA. RefSeq names its product ribonuclease P 21 subunit (gene rpp21). Gene Ontology annotation, cellular component: nucleolar ribonuclease P complex. The transcript is spliced from 5 exons. The coding region runs from base 181 to 645 and encodes 154 amino acids. Gene Ontology annotation, biological process: tRNA processing. The record is from RefSeq and is a predicted model, not a curated record. NCBI's taxonomy places the organism in Eukaryota, Metazoa, Chordata, Actinopteri, Siluriformes, Ictaluridae.
AGAGGGCGCUGUGUGUAACUCUCCACCAGCGAGGGAGAAUAAAUAGCCAAGCAUGUGUACCUUUCAAGAUAUAGCAAGUAAACUUCAGCUGCACUCUUUUGAACCUUUUGUCGUUUUUAUUUUUAUUUAGAUGCGAUUUAAAUUUGGGCCACAUCUGUUAUUAGAUUUUAAUUAAAUAAAAUGGCGGCCAAUAUAAAAGAUAAAGAAGCUUUUCAGCGGCUGAACUUCCUCUAUCAAGCUGCACAUUGUGUUUUGGCCCAAAACCCGGAGAACACUGAACUGGCUCGUUUUUACUGUUUCACCCAGAAGACCAUAGCCAAACGCCUGGUGCUGAGACAAGAUCCCUCAGUGAAAAGGACCAUGUGUAAGAAAUGCUGUGCUUUACUGAUACCCGGGGUUACAGCUACUGUCAGACAAAGAAGUUCUCGGCGGCAGCGUGCAACACUAAUACGAUGUCUUGGCUGUGGACAAACCAAAAAGUUUCCUAACAACCCAAAACAUCAGUUGUGGGUGGACCAAUCAGAGGCUCAGUUAGAGAAUCAGCUUCAGCCAGAAGCCAGUCUAUCAUCCAAAGCUUUGACACAGAAGGAUAAACCUGAUAAAUGCAGUACUGUGGCUCCUGUGAUCCAGGAUGCUGCCUCUUAAGUCCAAACUCUGAACUCCUUCAUUUUCAUCACUGUGGGAAUCAGCAUUAGAAGUGUGCUGCUGUGACCUUUUAAGUUAGGUGAAGAUAACCGUGAGAACAGAAUCAUUACAAGCCCAUUGUGCUAAUGCUUAGUUAACUUUAUAUUUUAGACAGCAACAAAUGCUUGAGAUGGGAGAUUAAUGUAAUUUACGGAGGUAAAUCCCAGCUGCAAUGUUUAGUGUUUCCAGUAAUUCUGGUAACUUCCCAGUGUACUGUAGCCUCUGUUAACAGAAGCCACAAAAUACUUAAUAUAUUUAUUUAGGAUUUAUGUUAAUGCUUUAGCCUUUACAUGCACAUCUUAUGAAGCAUGAUGUCAUUGUGUAAAGUUUACACUAAUGUUAAAUUGUUCAGUCGAAAAAUAAAUUGCAGAUAAAUCUUUACAUGAUUUGAGUGACUCAAAUAAUAUUAUAUGUCGAUUUGUGAAAAUGUUUCCUUUUUGUGCGCAAAAAAACUUACACAAUGAGAUGGCACAUGCAUAUUUUAUUCUUGCAAAAUGUAUAAAACUGCUUGUUUUUCUUGCCUGGUGAUCCCUUUCCCCCCUUGUAAAUAAACAUUAUACAGCCA